Molecule: messenger RNA, 1817 nt
Organism: Populus trichocarpa (black cottonwood)
Lineage: Eukaryota; Viridiplantae; Streptophyta; Magnoliopsida; Malpighiales; Salicaceae
Product: choline/ethanolaminephosphotransferase 1
Exons: 20
Coding region: 58-1479 (473 amino acids)
Biological process (GO): phospholipid biosynthetic process
Cellular component (GO): membrane
Molecular function (GO): phosphotransferase activity, for other substituted phosphate groups
Source: RefSeq, a predicted model, not a curated record
UAACUUAAUUUAUGCUCUCUCCCUCUUUCUCUCUCUUCCAGGGCGGGAGAUAAAUCCAUGCUUUUAAUUUUUUGCUCUUUCCUAGAAUCUGCACCCAAACCUAGCUGCUCUCCAAAAAAAAAAAAAAAAAAACAAAAAAUCUCCAAAUCCCUCUCGGUAUCGCCAUUCCCAACGGUACAAUAUUUUAAGCUUUCUUAUUUUCAUAUCAAACAAUUUCUGUUCAGAUCUGUUGUUGUUUUUCUCAAUUACAACAAGAAAAAUCAUCCCAGUUUCAGAUCCAUUUUUUCUUUCUCAGCUAGGUCAGAAAAAAUGGGAUAUAUAGGAUCACAUGGAAUAGCAGCACUUCACAGGUACAAAUACAGUGGAGUAGAUCACUCUUAUGUUGCUAAAUAUGUUUUGCAACCCUUUUGGAGCCGUUGUGUUAACUUCUUCCCUCUUUGGAUGCCACCGAACAUGAUUACGCUUAUGGGAUUUAUGUUCUUAGUGACUUCUGCUUUGCUCGGAUAUAUAUAUUCACCUCGCUUGGAUACGCCUCCACCAAGAUGGGUUCAUUUUGCGCAUGGAUUGCUUCUAUUUUUAUAUCAGACUUUUGAUGCUGUUGAUGGAAAGCAAGCGCGGCGGACAAACUCGUCCAGUCCAUUGGGGGAGCUUUUUGACCAUGGAUGUGAUGCGCUCGCUUGUGCAUUUGAAAGCUUGGCUUUUGGUAGCACUGCCAUGUGUGGAAGAGAUUCUUUCUGGUUCUGGCUUAUUUCAGCUGUGCCAUUUUAUGGUGCAACAUGGGAACACUUUUUCACCAACACUCUCAUUCUUCCAGCAGUUAAUGGACCCACAGAGGGUCUGAUGCUAAUAUAUGUGGCACAUUUGUUUACAGCCUUAGUUGGUGCUGAGUGGUGGGUUCAACACUUUGGGAUGUCUUUCCCAUUCUUGAGUUGGGUGCCAUUUGUAAGUGAAAUCCAAACUUACAGAGUCGUGCUGUUAUUAAUGACAGCUUUUGCUGUUAUACCCACAGUGGCAUUCAACGUGUCCAAUGUCUACAAGGUUGUUCAAGCAAGAAAGAGCAGCAUGUUAAUGGCUUUAGCAAUGCUUUACCCUUUUCUUGUGCUCGUUGGUGGGGUCCUAGUGUGGGAUUAUUUGUCUCCAUCUGAUCUAAUGGCGAAUUAUCCUCAUUUGGUUGUAUUGGGAACUGGACUUGCAUUUGGGUUUCUUGUGGGAAGGAUGAUUCUGUCUCACCUGUGUGAUGAACCAAAGGGAUUGAAAACCAACAUGUGCUUGUCUCUGUUAUAUCUACCAUUUGCCAUCGCAAAUGCACUCGCAGCCAGACUGAAUGAUGGAGUUGCUUUAGUGGAUGAGUUCUGGGUUCUUCUUGGUUAUUGUGUAUUCACAAUGCUACUCUAUUUGCACUUCACCACAUCUGUCAUCCAUGAAAUUACAACAGCUCUGGGAAUAUGCUGCUUCAGGAUAACUAGGAAGAAAGCAUGAAAACAACUGUUCUGAUUUUCGCUGGCAAUUCUGGUGCAGCAGGGCAAACGAUUUGGAAUGUCAUUUUUGGUUCAACAUUGACGUAGCGUUGUAACUGGAUCUAGUGGCACUGGGUCUGGUUCAACCUCUGUUGCAAACUAUUUCAUUAAUGUGACAAUAGAGUUAGGCGAUUUGGGGAAUGCACGCUUUUUUUAAGCACCGUUGUGUAUUGAAAUUUAUGAUGGAUGCCUGGGCUAUAGAUGUUGGGGAUCUUUUUGGAUGAACACCGUUGAGUACUUCAUUUCAGGGACAGUCAAUGGUAGGCUGUUGCCGCAUUAAUGAAGCGUAUAAUUGCUGAA